AUGUUCUCAACGGAAACAACUGAACAACGACGUCGCCAGACGACGCACCAACUGUUUUAUCAGCUUGUCCUGCUCGUGGGACAUGGUCUCGCAGACAAACUCCGUGCCCUCGCUCUCCAUGUGCAUCUUCAUGCUGACACACGCAAACGCCACGGCCAGCGGCGUUGGCGGGCCGUUGCCGUCGGCGCGGCGGCGGCACAGCGUCGGGUGGAUAAACGGCGAGCAAAACGUCGGCUGCAGCAUGCGCAUCGGGUAUUCCCCCACCAACCGGGCCAGCUCGCCCAGGCUAAACAUGCCGUGGUAGAGCCGCGGCCGUUUUCGCAGGCGUCCGUGGUCGCCCGGCGAACGCUCAGCAGCGGCCGUUGCGGCCAGCGACCGGGCAAUGAGAUGGGCUAG
Molecule: messenger RNA, 396 nt
Organism: Sporothrix schenckii 1099-18
Lineage: Eukaryota; Fungi; Ascomycota; Sordariomycetes; Ophiostomatales; Ophiostomataceae
Exons: 1
Coding region: 1-396 (131 amino acids)
Source: RefSeq, a predicted model, not a curated record